Molecule: messenger RNA, 2686 nt
Organism: Hippocampus comes (tiger tail seahorse)
Lineage: Eukaryota; Metazoa; Chordata; Actinopteri; Syngnathiformes; Syngnathidae
Product: prolyl 4-hydroxylase subunit alpha-1-like
Exons: 15
Coding region: 392-2005 (537 amino acids)
Biological process (GO): peptidyl-proline hydroxylation to 4-hydroxy-L-proline
Cellular component (GO): endoplasmic reticulum
Molecular function (GO): iron ion binding; protein binding; procollagen-proline 4-dioxygenase activity
Source: RefSeq, a predicted model, not a curated record
GAUUUUCAUGAAACACCAAAUCUCAAACUUGAGGUCCGUCUGCAGAGCUGGCCGAUGAUCUGAUCAUUUGAAGCAGGUGUGCCGGAGGAGGCAAACAUCUCAAAACCCGCAUGACGACGGACCUCGAGGCCCGGAGCAUCGCACCUGCGCAUGAACUCAAUUAACUUUCAUCAGCGUGAUGUUGCUCAUUAAAUCCCUUUUAGCGUUCGGCUGAAGAAGACGAUGCCGUCCACGUCGCACUUUAAGUGUAGGUGUGGUGUGUUCCUUUGGUCCCGAGCUACGUGCUGCGGUCGCGUCGGAUGCGAGUCCAAAAGUUCAACCUUUUGAUGGAGCCGAUGUGAGCAAAAGCUCCCAAACGAUCUUCACUUCUGCAUGUGAAUGUGCAACAGACAUGGCAGUCGGUUACCUGUUGUUGAUCCUCCUCAGUUUCUCGUCGGCCGCCGAGGAAUUCUACACGUCCAUCGGUCACAUGACGCAGCUGGUGUACACGGAGAAGGAGCUGUUGGCCUCGUUGGACGAUUACAUCCAAGCGGAGCAGAACAAACUGGAUUCGGUCAAAAGGUGGUCUGAGAGGCUGGCCAACAUGUCGGCGUUUGCCAUCCAAGACCCCGAAACCUUCCUGAGCCACCCCGUGAACGCCUUUAAACUUCUGAAGAGGAUGAACCGAGAGUGGCGCGCCCUGGAGAUGCUGGUGCGCAGCAACGUAUCCGAUGGCUUCGUGUCCAACCUGACCUCCAGGAGUGAGGACCUCCCCAACGAGGGUGACCAGACGGGCGGGGCCGAAGCCCUCCUGAGGCUGCAGGACACCUAUCAGCUGGACAGCGACACCAUGGCCAAAGGGAAGCUGCCAGGAACCUCUCUGCUCCUGAGCAGCCUGACGGUGGACGACUGCUUCGACCUGGGCAUGGCGGCGUACCAGGAGGAAGAUUUUUACUACGUGGAGAUGUGGAUGGCUCAGGCUCUCCAGCAAAUGCAGCAGGGCGAGACGCUCUCAAGCGUGGACCCCAUCACCAUCCUGGACUACCACAGCUACGCCCUCUACAGGCAAGGAGAUCUGGAAGCCGCCUUGGUGUCCACCAAGCAGCUGCUGGCGAUUGAUCCAGAAAACCAGCGAGGCAAAAGUAAUCUGGCCUACUUUGAGUACGAGCUGGCGAAACCGGACAGGGUCGAGAUCAUUCCGGUGAUACCCAACAAGUAUCUAACUGCCUACAAUGCGACGGUGUACAAGCAGCUGUGUCGCGGCGAAAGCGUCGCCUUGACGCCACGGAGACGGAGCCGCCUCUUCUGCCGUUACCACGACAACCACGGCCAUCCCAACCUCCUGAUUGCUCCCUUCAAAGAGGAAGACCUCUGCGACGCUCCCCGCGUCGUCCGCUAUUACGACGUGGCGUCCCACAAGGACGCGGAAGUCAUCAAAAAGUUGGCCAAACCCAAACUCACCCGCUCCAAAGUGAGAAACAACACGGACCACACAAAUGUUAAAUCUCGAGUCAGAAUCUCCCAAAACUGCUGGCUGGAGAACAACGGGUACAAGGUGGUGAAGAAGCUGAUCAACCGAGUGGGCUACAUCACCGGCCUGGAAAUGUCCACCGCAGAGUGGAUGCAGGUUGCCAACUAUGGCGUGGGAGGACUUUAUGAACCACAUAUCGACUUUCAAGGGAAAGAGGUUAAGAACCCGUACGAAUAUUUGGGAACAGGAAACCGAAUUGCCACCUGGCUUCUUUAUUUAAGCCACGUGGAGGCAGGGGGCGCCACCGUCUUCCCCAGAGCGGGCGCUUUCGCCAAGCCCGUCAAGGGCUCGGCCAUCUUCUGGUACAAUCUUCACCCCGACGGAGAGGGAGACCAUCAAACCCAACACGCUGCCUGUCCCGUCCUGGUGGGGAGCAAAUGGGUGGCCAACACGUGGCUGCACGAGAGAGGUCAGGAGUUCAAGAGGCGCUGCGAUCUGCAAAGUUCGGCUGAGCAGGGCUUAACUUCAGACUCGCAGUAUCGGCAUGACGGGUAGCUGUGUUGCCAUGGCGACCCUCAUCUGCUCUGUUUUGAAAAAAAGCACCACAUGUUCAACUUCAGCGCUCAAACGUGUUAGCCUUAAUAAUAAAAAUAAUGAUGAUGAUAAUAAUAAUAAUAAUAAAAUGGCUGCUGACAUCAAAUUGUAACUUUGGACACUGAGAGGCUUGACUCACAAUGGACUCUAUGCAGGCGCCAUUUACGCAUUUAGGCUAUGACGGCAUGCUAACUUUCGUUUGCUCGGCUGACGCGAUCCUAAUGACAGUCUCAAACUCUCCCAAAUAUACUGCUGGAAUGAUGUCAAGCUACCGUAAAUGACAUCUUAGCUUUCAAAUUGCUCCAGUUAUCCAAGUGAUCAAAGCGUCUGAACGAGCCAUUUGCAGUUUUACCAUGCAAGCAAGGCGCAGACUUGCACGGCUUUUUGAGAUGCUCGACUCGAAUCGGUUUACAGGGCACAGACUCAAUCGUGACUUGAACGAAGUGCUGCUGUCCAGAAAUGGAAAAGAAAGCCUGAGUUGUCAGUUCCCGUAUUUGAGUUCGGCCCGCUUAGCGAGUGGCAAGGCAAGAUGGCCGCCGGUGGCUUCACUUCUUGCUGACUGUCGGCCAUGCUUUGUUGCAGGGUGAAGUUGUACAAUGCGUUUGUCUUUGUUUGUAGUAGCGUCUAACGGGUAAUCAUGUU